This is a messenger RNA of Leucoraja erinaceus (little skate), 10973 nucleotides long. RefSeq names its product disco-interacting protein 2 homolog C. Lineage: Eukaryota; Metazoa; Chordata; Chondrichthyes; Rajiformes; Rajidae. The transcript is spliced from 40 exons. The record is from RefSeq and is a predicted model, not a curated record. The coding region runs from base 126 to 5105 and encodes 1659 amino acids.
CUCCUUCCCUCCCCUUUACCAAACACUAGCACCCCUCCCCUUCUGCAUAACAUCAUGCAUCUCCUACACCUCGGUGCAAAGUGCUGAAGUGUGGCUUUUUCGACACUCGGACACAAAGAGGGAGAAUGGCGGAUCGCAGCAUUGAUAGCCUGGCUCUUCCUCUCGAGGUGAGGGCCAAGCUGGCCGAGCUGGAUUUGGAAUUAUCCGAAGGAAGUGAUGCAAUGGAAUUUCCUAGGCAUGGCUACGAAGAAGAAAGACACAAUGGCAUCGCACUAGUAUCCAAGCAUCCCAGUGAGCUGCACCUAAUUACUGACAGCACCUUUCUUCAACGCGAUACAAAACCUAACUAUAAUGGGGACAUCACGCAGAAAGGGUAUGAAAAGAAGAAAUCCAAACUGCUCGGGGCUUACCUGCCGCAACCUCCAGGAGUGGAACCGUCCCUGCCUCAAGAGCGGCGAACACCCGUUACCCCAUCCUCCUCCUCCAGGUACCAUCGCCGCCGGUCAUCGGGAUCCCGAGAUGAGCGGUACCGAUCAGACGUACACACAGAGGCAGUGCAAGCUGCCCUUGCCAAACACAAAGAGAGAAAGAUGGCUGUUCCCAUGCCAUCUAAGCGACGCUCAUUGGUGGUCCAAACAUCCAUGGAUGCCUACACACCUCCAGUGAUGCACAGCCCUCAAGGGUUGAUCAGAGGAACAAGAAGGCUAAAUACUGAACUGAUUAUAAAAUAUACCUCUUCUGGGUCAGAAGAUGAGGGAUCAGGGCAAGGUGACUCGCAGGGAACCCCUUCCUCCAGCCAAGGCAGUCUGAACAUGGAACACUGGAUCAGUCGAGCGAUCCAUGGCUCCACUACAUCAUCCACCAACUCUUCCUCAUCCACACAGAGUGGGGGAAGUGGGGCUGCUAACGCACUGGCUGAUGUCAUGGCACAAACACGCAUCGAAAACCACUCCGCACCUCCAGAUAUCACCACUUACACAACAGAGCACUCAAUACAAGUUGAACGGCCACAAGGAUCAACAACAAGAACUAUCCCAAAAUAUGGCAAUGCUGAGCUAAUGGAAACUGGUGAUGGAGUCCCAGUCAGCAGCCGCGUCUCUGCCAAGAUCCAACAGCUUGUCAACACCUUGAAGCGGCCAAAGCGGCCGCCAUUACGGGAAUUCUUCGUCGAUGAUUUUGAAGAACUACUGGAAGUUCAACAGCCAGACCCUAACCAGCCGCGGCCAGAAGGAGCCCAGAUGUUGGCCAUCCGGGGAGAGCAGCUGGGUGUAGUGACUAACUGGCCACCUUCGCUAGAGGCAGCUCUUCAACGUUGGGGCACCAUCUCUCCAAAAGCACCUUGCCUGACAACCAUGGACACGAAUGGGAAACCACUCUACAUUCUUACAUACGGGAAGCUGUGGACGAGGAGUAUGAAAGUGGCCUACAACAUUCUGCACAAACUGGGCACCAAGCAGGAACCGAUCGUCAGGCCUGGAGAUAGGGUAGCUCUUGUUUUUCCAAACAACGAUCCUGCUGCAUUUAUGGUGGCUUUUUAUGGUUGCUUAUUGGCGGAGGUUGUGCCUGUUCCAAUUGAAGUGCCCCUUACAAGGAAGGAUGCCGGAAGCCAACAAAUCGGUUUUCUUUUGGGAAGUUGUGGUGCCACCGUUGCACUAACGAGCGAUGCUUGUCAUAAAGGCUUGCCGAAAACUCCAACAGGCGAGAUCCUACAGUUUAAAGGUUGGCCACGUUUGCUGUGGUUUGUCACAGAAUCGAAGCACCUGUCAAAGCCUCCACGGGACUGGUUCCCUCACAUCAAGGAUGCAAACAAUGACACUGCAUACAUUGAGUACAAGACGUGUAAAGAUGGCAGUGUACUUGGUGUGACCGUGACCAGGAUUGCACUGCUGACCCAUUGUCAGGCCCUGACUCAAGCUUGUGCUUACACAGAAGCGGAAACCAUUGUAAAUGUAUUGGAUUUUAAGAAAGAUGUUGGCUUGUGGCAUGGUAUUCUUACGAGUGUUAUGAACAUGAUGCAUGUAAUCAGUAUCCCAUAUUCAUUAAUGAAGGUGAACCCCCUGUCAUGGAUACAGAAAGUCUAUGCAUAUAAGGCCAAAGUGGCUUGCGUGAAGUCCAGGGAUAUGCAUUGGGCCUUGGUGGCACACAGGGAUCAGCGAGACAUCAACCUCACCUCACUGCGGAUGCUCAUAGUUGCAGAUGGAGCCAAUCCUUGGUCCAUUUCUUCUUGUGAUGCAUUCCUGAAUGUUUUCCAAAGCAAAGGAUUGCGUCCUGAAGUAAUCUGCCCUUGUGCCAGUUCACCUGAAGCUCUUACUGCAGCUAUCCGCAGGCCGACAGAUGAUACCAACCAGCCUCCUGGUCGAGGCGUCCUCUCUAUGCAUGGCCUGAGUUAUGGGGUGAUAAGAGUGGACUCUGAAGAGAAGCUGUCUGUUCUGACUGUGCAAGACGUUGGAAUGGUGAUGCCCGGAGCUGUGAUGUGUGUGGUAAGACCGGAAGGAAUCCCUUUGCUCUGCAGAACUGAUGAAAUCGGUGAACUCUGUGUCUGCUCCAUCGCUGCGGGUACUUCCUACUAUGGUCUAUCAGGGAUGACGAAGAACACUUUUGAGAUGUUCCCCAUUCUGAGCUCCGGGGCUCCAGUCAGUGAAUAUCCGUUUGUCCGAACUGGACUCUUGGGCUUUGUUGGCCCUGGAGGAAUGGUCUUUGUGGUGGGGAAGAUGGACGGUCUAAUGGUGGUCAGUGGGCGGCGGCACAAUGCAGAUGACAUCGUGGCAACGGCACUGGCAGUGGAACCAAUGAAGUUCGUCUAUAGAGGAAGAAUAGCUGUGUUUUCUAUAACUGUUUUGCAUGACGAGAGGAUCAUAAUCAUUGCUGAACAGAGACCAGAUUCUACUGAGGAGGAUAGCUUUCAAUGGAUGAGUAGAGUCCUUCAGGCAAUCGAUGGUAUCCAUCAAGUAGGGGUUUACUGCUUGGCCCUGGUACCAGCUAAUACUCUUCCAAAAACUCCUCUGGGUGGCAUACACCUCUCUGAAACCAAACAGUGCUUUUUAGAAGGUUCUCUCCAUCCUUGCAAUGUGUUAAUGUGUCCACACACUUGCGUAAUAAAUCUGCCCAAACCAAGGCAGAAACAACCAGAGAUCGGCCCUGCUUCCGUAAUGGUGGGAAAUCUGGUAUCAGGAAAGAGAAUCGCCCAGGCCAGUGGAAGGGAUCUAGGGCAGAUUGAAGAUAACGACCAAGGUAGAAAGUUUAUGUUUCUGGCUGAAGUUCUUCAAUGGCGUGCACAAACUACUCCUGACCAUGUGCUUUUCACACUACUGAAUUCUAGGGGAACAAUAGCCAAUUCUUUAACAUGCCUUCAGCUGCAUAAACGAGCAGAGAAAAUAGCAGUAAUGCUGAUGGAGAGAGGACACCUACAGGAUGGAGAUCACGUGGCUUUGGUUUAUCCACCAGGAAUAGACUUAAUUGCGGCAUUUUAUGGAUGCCUGUAUGCAGGUUGUGUGCCAAUAACUGUUCGACCUCCACAUCCACAGAAUAUUGCUACCACGUUACCCACAGUGAAGAUGAUAGUAGAGGUCAGUCGGUCAGCAUGCAUUAUGACAUCCCAAUUCAUUGUAAAACUCCUAAGGUCGAGAGAAGCUGGGGCUGCUGUUGAUGUAAGAACGUGGCCUCCUGUUUUAGACACAGAUGAUUUGCCAAAGAGACGGCCUUCCCAAAUUUACAAACCCUCAAACCCCGACACUUUGGCCUACCUUGAUUUUAGUGUAUCUACGACAGGAAUGCUGGCAGGGGUGAAGAAAAACUACUGCUGGGAGGUUGAAGACUCUUACACAGGAGCACCUGGCAUAUAUGCACAAGCCUUGCCCUCUAUUUCCAUCAAUCAGUUCACUCAUAAUAUGUCCCAUGCAGCAACCAGUGCCUUGUGUCGAUCAAUUAAGCUGCAGUGUGAGCUCUAUCCGUCUCGAGAAGUAGCAAUCUGCUUGGACCCUUAUUGUGGACUUGGAUUUGUUCUUUGGUGCCUCUGCAGUGUCUACUCAGGGCACCAGUCCAUUCUCAUCCCGCCUUCAGAAUUGGAGAUAAACCCCUCGCUCUGGCUUCUUGCUGUUAGUCAGUAUAAAGUGCGAGACACUUUCUGCUCCUAUUGUGUUAUGGAACUCUGCACCAAGGGGCUAGGCUCGCAAACCGACUCACUCAAGACCAGGGGAUUGGAUCUAUCUCGUGUCCGGACCUGUGUUGUCGUCGCAGAAGAGCGUCCCAGAAUAGCACUCACCCAGUCUUUUUCUAAGUUAUUUAAAGACCUGAACCUUAACCCAAGAGCUGUGAGCACAUCCUUUGGCUGCAGAGUGAAUCUUGCUAUCUGCCUUCAGGGUACAUCGGGACCUGAUCCUACAACUGUUUAUGUGGAUAUGAGAGCACUGAGGCACGACAGGGUCCGUUUAGUGGAAAGAGGAUCUCCUCACAGUCUGCCUCUCAUGGAGUCCGGAAAAAUACUACCUGGAGUGAGAAUAAUCAUUGCCAACCCUGAAACAAAAGGACCGCUGGGGGAUUCUCACCUUGGCGAGAUUUGGGUUCACAGUGCUCAUAAUGCGAGUGGAUAUUUCACCGUUUAUGGAGAUGAAUCACUUCAAUCAGAUCAUUUUAACUCCCGCCUAAGCUUUGGAGAUACACAAACAGUAUGGGCUCGAACUGGUUACUUAGGAUUUCUUAGACGGACGGAUCUUACUGACGCCAGUGGAGAACGCCACGAUGCGUUGUAUGUUGUGGGUGCUUUGGAUGAAGCAAUGGAAUUGCGAGGAAUGAGAUAUCAUCCCAUUGACAUUGAAACAUCUGUGAUUCGUUCUCACAAGAGUAUCACUGAAUGUGCGGUGUUUACCUGGACUAAUCUUUUGGUGGUGGUUGUGGAACUGGAUGGAUCAGAACAGGAGGCUUUGGACCUUGUUCCCCUGGUUACUAAUGUGGUUCUGGAGGAACAUUACCUGAUUGUAGGAGUUGUAGUUGUGGUAGAUGUCGGAGUGAUCCCAAUAAACUCUCGUGGAGAAAAGCAACGCAUGCAUCUAAGGGAUGGAUUUUUGGCAGACCAACUCGAUCCGAUCUAUGUGGCCUACAACAUGUAGCCUCUUGUUCAAGGCUUCCAUUGACUAUGUGUAUGUACAUAUGUAAAAAUGACUCUUUGGUGUUCACCACAAAUGUGCAGAAACCGAAAGACAAAUGGUUGCUCCAGAGGGGGACUUUCUGCACUUGCAAGCACUAGUGACUCGUCACAAAGAUGUGAAACUAUUCCUUUGUACCACAAAGACAAUGAUUAGUACACAGCCCUUUGAAGGUCAAAAUCCCAUCAUGGAAUCGAUUUCUUGCUUGUUGGUUGAUUAACUGCUUUUAAAGUAAGUGUACUAUCUGCGCUCUGUAUUUUUAAGUUAUGUCAGCUGAAGUUGCUAAACGUUUUUUAAUCUGCCCUCUAAGGGGGUGCUGUUUAUGUAUUCACAUACUGUGGCAAAAAAAAGCAAGUAUUUUAGGUUGUCGAUUCUUGAGAUUUGGUCAAAAUUCGUUCAAAAGUUGUAAACAAGAAACCUUACCUUCUACCUAGAAAUGACUGACCGAAGAUAUUUUGUUCCUCCUUUUAUUUUCUUGUAGGUCUGGUAUUUGAUAUUAAGAGGUACAAGAGUAACAUCUACCAUGUCUGCACCUUUAGAGUUGCAACUAAGUUAUGGGUUCCCUCUCAAAGCAGGGCUUGGGGAAAAACGCGCAAGGACAAUUAGGAGCUGUCUGCCACCUAACAAUGGGGGGGUAGAUUGCAGGUCCAUCCAGUAAUAGGGUUCAGAUAAGUUUUCAUGUGUGAUGAUUACCAUUGUACUACAAAAAAAGGAGAAAAAACACUGAGUAACUUCAUAUUGUGUAAUUAUGUACAAAACAGUUUUAAUUUAUUUUGUUCUUUAGAAGUAUAUUAAGAGAGAGACAUUUGAGAAUGUUUUACUCUUUUAAAUGUUUGCUAUUAAAAGGCAAAGUGUUACAUUUUAUGUGGAUAGCUUCACAUCUGCACACUAUAUUCGAGGUAAUUCAUCAGAUCUUUGGUUUUACCAAUGGAAGAAAUAUUGAAAAUGCAGUAAUUCUUACUUGCAUGGUGUCCCAGUUUUUUAAGAUGAACGUAAGGUUGUGUUAUUCACUCGGUCCACCUCAGAGGUGCAGUAUCCUAGCACAUGAUGUGAUGUACGCAAGCACCUUCCAUCAGAAGAUAAAAGUUUGUGAAAAGAUCUGUGGACAUCUUUAUGCUUGUGAAUUAACUGAAGUUUAAAGUGCACUAAAAAUAUUUUAAAAAAUCAAUAAAAAAAUUGUAUUGUGCCAGAUUGGCUGGUGUUCAUUAAUAACUUUGUGUUUGCAUGUGCACACAUACACUGACUGUUGUUAGACUCUCCACAUGUGGCAGGUUAAACAGAGCAGGUUGUGUGGUUUUCAGGAUGUGCACAUACUUUAACAUCCCCAUGUGCUUUAAUCUCCAAACUGACAGCUAUACUUUUUACUUACUGCUGCUAAUUGUAUUUAUGGUAAGACUUUUUCUUAACCUGUUUUGGGUUCUAAGAAAAUUACAAAAAUAACUAACUGCAAAAGAGCCAUUUUUCCAGUAAACCUUUUUAAUUAUAGGUUAAGAAACUAAUGUACAAGAAACAGUGUUAAUUUUUUAUAAUCUUUUACAACAAUAUUUUGCAAUGUGAGUUUUAAUUUUUGCUCUAAAAGAUGCAAUAGGCACACAAAAUGGUGGCUGGUAACUUUUCCCUUACUCCAUUUUGUGACAAGCCCAUGUUCCAUUGUUAGUCAUUUGCCGUUUGCCAAGCUAAACAUUCUCCCAUGUGCUUCGAGACAGACCGGGUCUGGUCUACAGUAAAUUUCUUAAGAGCUCUUCAAAUAUUGCUGGUUUAUGAUUAAUUGGUAAGAGAUGCUAGAUAAACAGAGAGAGAGAGCGAGAGAUUGACAACAGUUAAACAAAUAAUUCCAAUUGUGUUUUGACAGCAGUACUGCAGAAACUUGACAGAAGAUACACCUGUUUAGUAGCUGGCACCCCUGAGUUGCCUGAUUGGAUAUGAAACACAGAAUACUGCCUUAAUUAGUGACCAAGCCCAAGGAUAUUGAAUAUCCUCUGGUGCAUCAAAAUGGUGUUUGCCAUUUUUGAGGAAAUAAAGAAGAAUAAAUAGUAGGGAUGGUAAUACUGCUCCCAGGUCCUGAGAACCAAAUCCAACACAUUGGGUAAUAUUGCCUUAGCAAGGUUUAUCAUAUUUUUUAUGCCAGGUCUGUUGCGUCCUGUGCUACCUGCCAUUUGUAAAGAGAGUCUAACAUUUACUAUUUGUAGUAAAGUAGAUUUCUUGUUUUGUUGUGAGAAUGGAAGAAGCAACCAUCCAGAGUCCUCACAGACUCAGCAAUAAAGAAGGCUUGUCCCGUAAUAGGAAAACUUACUAUAGUUAAACCAUGCAUUAGAAUGUAUAAAAACUGUUUGUCUUGUGAUCUAGUGCUUUGAAGUAAAAGAAAACCAUGUAAUCAAAUGAUGCACAUGCACAAAAUGGAAGGUACAUGAAGAGCAUAUAAUAUCAAAAACAGGAUCAGAUUCCUCACGGUGCUUGUUAUUAUUAUCCUGCUUGACACUUUACCCAAGGGAAGACUGUCCCUUUUAUCAGUUGAAUGUUAGCAGCGUUCAGUCAUAUAGUCCAGUGACUGGUAGAGAAUGUUGUGUACUCAACCAAUCACAAUGGAUUUUACUGUGCAAAGGACAGCAAUCUUUCUUGUAUGUUAAACCACCAGUACGCUUUGUACAUCUGUGAUAACGCCUGUUUUAUAUUCAAAUGAAUAAAUAAAAGCUUUUAUUUUUGUUGCUCUGAAAACAAUUCAUCUGUCUUCAUUCAACAGACAACAUUUCCUCAUAAUGGGCUUCAUUAGCGCAUACUCUUGUACCCUUCAAUUUGCUUUCUCAAGAUUAGAAACCAUCCUUUGCCAGCAGUUCUUACUUAUUUUUGGCUGAAUGUAAGAGGAGAAUUAUUAUAUUUAGAAAAUAUGUACCACAAAAUAAGAAUUGGCACAAUGUACUAAUAGUCUGGUACAAGGGAAAAUCUCAAAUUGGUUCUAAAAACUAAAUUAUCCAAUCUUCCAAACAUUUAUCCAAGUCACUAUUAUUUUUCUUCAGAUUUUGUCUUUUGGCAGUUGAUUUAUAUAUAAUGCAGUUAAAAUUUCCUCUUGCAAGCCUAUUUCUGUUCUGAUUCAGGACUUUAUGGCAUUUGACCAUUUAUCAAAGUAAUGUGUAUAUUAUCAUCAGAUUUUGUUUUAUGGGGACACUAUCAAAAGGUCAUAUUAGUGGAAAUGGUUGUUGCUCCAUCUAUCUAUUCCUUUAAGAAGCUUAAAUCUUGCUCCUAAUAUCUCCUCAGAGUUAUCACCUUAAGAGAGCAUAAGUUAAUAUAUUUUUUCCUGGCUUGCACAUUUUAAGACACUUAUGAAUCUCCUUGCCAUUUACAGAACAUAUGCUAAUGGCUAAAUAUUCUUGCUGGAGGACAGUGAGAAAGAUUGCUCAUUAUUCCAAAGUACAAUCAAACCUACAUCCUCUUCCAGACUUGCACAGACAUCUGGUGUUAGCAUCCUAGCCCUUCCAUUGUGGAUGCCAAUGAAUGAACCAGGGGAAGGGUCUGAGGAAGGAGUUCUCAGAUCCGUUCUAUGUUGCUCAUUUGGUUUUAUUCCUUUCCUCUGAUCUUGUAUCAUUUCUGUUCGGUGCACAUGUCACCCAUUGUCCCAUCUCUCUGGAAUCCCAUUAAUUAGUUUGAGCCAGGUUAAAUAUUAAUAAGAUGUCCUUCUAUAAAUACGACUUGUCCAGGGUGUAGGCAAACUUGUUUCCACUGCAAAUGGCAGCACCCGUACAGACAGAUUCAUUCAGACAAACUAUCCUUCAAUUCAGUUCAUUUUUAAUCUAAAUCAGAGUCCUAUGGUUUCCCGCAUUGCCCCUGCAGCCAUUAAAUUUUAAAGUUUGUUAUUAGGCUGGCGAUCCCUGACACCAUUUUGUAACGGUUCUUUACUAAUCAUUAAAGGAUCUUGCUACUAAACCUCUUACGUUCCUUUCUGAAUUUAAUCUGGUAAAGUGUUGUAUUUGCUGCUUCAUUUCCUAUCAUUGGCCAUCAAAUCUAAUUCAUAUUUCAAUACUUCAUCCCUUCAACACAAUACAGAGAGAGAUGAUCCCCUGAACACAGUUGUACUUCAGCAUAUUUGUUAUUCUUUCAAUAAUUUACCUUUUAUGAUCUACACGUACACCAAAAUGUGACUUUUUGCCUGAGUAGGUUACACUGGGUAAUGGCAGAAGGGCCCCUUCACUCAAGAGGAAUGAUCCAGUUUGACUUUGACUAUAAAGAGCAGCUUGCAAUUCAUAUUAUUUGAGCAAACACACGAAUAGUUGAAUUCUAUUUCACAACCUGUCAUUCAUUUAAUCAGCCAAGCUCUGGAUGCUGGUCCACUAACGUAAACUCCAUAGUGUUGUUUAAGUGAAGUCAGUUUAUUCUGCAUUUGUAAUGUAGAUUUUAAAAACUGAAAUUGUACAAUUUUUGAAAAACAAUGUUUUUUUCAAUAAAUAAAAGCGUUGUUGCAACAUAUUUGGGUUUUGUGCGUCUUUAUCUUAUAAAAUGUUGCCCAACUUUCCUAGCACUGGUAUUAACUCUUCAUUAGCAUGGAUUGGUUUCCUCAAGCACCAAUUCAGAACUAGCAUUGCUCUGCUCAUCAAAACCCAUUCUUAGCCCAUCCACUUGAUCAUUCAUUCACUCACUGACUUCACUUCUGGAUCACAAAUCCAUUCUUUACCUUAAACAUGUCAGUACCUUCCAUGCUCAGGUGUUGCAAAACUACAAGACACAUUAAGAAUACAUACUGUAUAAUUGGAAGCUUAGUGUGCUGGCUUUCAUUGUCACUCAUACCUAGAGUCAUAUAGCACUGAAACAGGCCCUUCGACACAACUUGUCCAUGCCAACUAAGAUGCCCCAUCUAAGCUAGUCCCAUUUAUCUGCGUUUGGCCCAUAUCCCUUUAAACCUUUCCAAUCAUGUACCUGUGUAAAUGUGUUAUAAAUGUUGUCAUUGUACAUGGUUCAAAUAUUUCCUCUGGCAACUUGUUCCACAUACCCACCACCCUCUGCGUGAAAAAGUUGCCCUGCAGCUUCCGAUUAUCUCUUGAUUCUCCAAACCUGGGUAAAAGACUCUGUGCAUUCACCCCAUUUAUUUCUCUCAAGCUGCACUUGAUGUACUUAAUGUGCCAUUUCCACACUUCCUGCUCAUUUGCAAACAUCAUCUGCUCCAGCAUCAUUGCCUCUCAUCAAUCACCACCAACUCCAGAAGUACCCAUGGUCUGGUUGUCUAUCUUUGUCCUGCUCCUUUGUGAUAUAAGUCACAGGCUCCUGCCUCCAAUAAAGCUCUUCUCUUGUGCCUCCUCAAAUCUUCAUGCACAUUUUUAUAAACUUGAUUGAAUUUACUGGUCUUUUAUCCCACACAAUCCCAACUAUCUUGCCCCAUCCUACUGAGCACAGCAGAGAAGCAGCCCAUUGGCCCAGUACAAUCCAUGCUGACCAAGGCAUAUCCGAAGGUAAUCACACAUGUUCGAUUUGCCCACACAAAGAAUAAGACCUUCAUCUUUAUGCACUCCCUAUUUUGUUGUGGUGGUAUUAUCCUCCUUUUGUCGUGUUAAAUUUGCCAGCUCACAUCCCUGCAAACCCCUCAGCCCAAAUGUCCUUCAAGCAUUGCAAUUGCACCUGCCUACACCCCUUUCUCCAGUAUGUUCCUCCAUACACACACACUACCCUCUGUAUGAUAAAACCCAUCCCUGCGGCCCCACUCAGCACGGUGGUGCAGCGGUAGAGUUGCUGCCUUACAGCGCCAGUGACCCGAGCUCGAUCCUGACUAUGGGUGCUGUCUGUACGGAGUUUGUAUGUUCUCCCCAUGACACCUGCGUGGGUUUUCUCCGGGUGCUCCGGUUUCCCGCC